UCAUGCUGCUGCCAGGUCCAGAGUCUCUCAUGGGUCCCUGUACGGCCUCCCAUUGCUGCUGUCUCCAUCGCCACACUCUGCCAUGUGCCACUUUCAGGUCUCCUCACACUGCUGGUGUGUUCCAUUUUUUGUCAUAGGGUGCUGGCAGAUUACGGGCCUCCCAUAGCUGCUGCCAGGCCCCUAUCUCUGCCAUGGGCCCCUAUACCGCCUCCUCAUGCUGCUGCCAAGUCCAGAGUCUCUCAUGGGUCCCUGUACGGCCUCCCAUUGCUGCUGUCUCCAUCGCCACACUCUGCCAUGUGCCACUUUCAGGUCUCCUCACACUGCUGGUGGGUUCCAUUUUUUGUC
Messenger RNA from Staurois parvus, 345 nucleotides. The record is from the annotation of a GenBank genome assembly. NCBI's taxonomy places the organism in Eukaryota, Metazoa, Chordata, Amphibia, Anura, Ranidae.